Papaver somniferum (opium poppy) is the source of this 1084-nucleotide messenger RNA. Its product is annotated as peptide methionine sulfoxide reductase A1-like. Gene Ontology annotation, molecular function: peptide-methionine (S)-S-oxide reductase activity. The record is from RefSeq and is a predicted model, not a curated record. Gene Ontology annotation, cellular component: cytoplasm. The transcript has 2 exons. Bases 45 to 845 code for a protein of 266 amino acids. Lineage: Eukaryota; Viridiplantae; Streptophyta; Magnoliopsida; Ranunculales; Papaveraceae. Gene Ontology annotation, biological process: cellular response to oxidative stress.
AAUCAUUUUUAUUUCCUUCAUCAUCUCCGUUACGUUUCCUCAAAAUGCUUCAAUCCAUAUCCACUUCUGUUUCAUCUUCGUCUCUGUUACUCAUCACCUCCCGCAUCUCCUCCUCCUCUGCCUCAUCAACCUCCUUUCUCUCCUUUCUCAAACUCCCCCGAAAGCCCUUAUCAUUCCCAACAAACACUCAAAGAACAACCAUAUCCACAACAACCCCCAAAAUGAACUGGUUAGGUAAAUUAGGGUUAGGGUUUGGUACAAAUACAUCAAUGAAUGCAUCAUCAUCAGGAGCAUCAGAAAUUGCUCAAUCUCCUGAUGAAGAUAUACCAUCACCAGGUCAAGAGUUUGCUCAGUUUGGUGCUGGUUGUUUCUGGGGUGUUGAAUUAGCUUUUCAGAGAAUACCUGGUGUUACUAAAACUGAAGUUGGGUAUAGUCAAGGGUUUCUUGAUAAUCCUACUUAUAAUGAUAUCUGUACUGGUACUACUAAUCAUUCUGAGGUUGUGAGAGUACAGUAUGAUCCUAAAGAAUGUAAAUUUGAUGAUUUGCUUGAUAUGUUUUGGUCUAGGCAUAAUCCUACUCAACUUAAUCGUCAGGGAAAUGAUGUGGGUACACAAUAUCGAUCAGGAAUAUACUUUUACUCACCAGAGCAGGAGAAAACAGCUAAGGAGUCUAUGGAACGACAAGAAAAGAUUAUAGGCAAGAAGAUUGUUACUGAGAUUUUGCCAGCAAAGAAGUUUUACAGAGCAGAGGAGUAUCAUCAGCAGUACUUAGCAAAGGGCGGUCGCUUUGGUUUCAGGCAGUCAACUGAGAAAGGCUGCAAUGAUCCUAUCCGAUGCUACGGCUGAUUAUAAGUUGGGGUCACAUUCUGAACAUGAUGUUUUCCGUUUACAUGCAGAAAUGGUUGUUAAUAACGUAGGUAUGUGAAAUCUCUGUUCUCUCAAAAAGAUAAAACAUCAAAGAACAUAAAUAUGUUGUGUGCUUUGGUAACUUUUAUGUGUAGCUACUGAACAUAUCAGAUAUAUGUAAUUAAACGUAGAAUUCUUUGGUAUACAUAGAUGUGGUAUAUUGUAUAUGUUAGUUCCUC